This is a messenger RNA of Asterias rubens (European starfish), 2436 nucleotides long. Its product is annotated as ubiquitin-like modifier-activating enzyme ATG7. Gene Ontology annotation, biological process: C-terminal protein lipidation; autophagy of mitochondrion; cellular response to nitrogen starvation. The record is from RefSeq and is a predicted model, not a curated record. The transcript has 19 exons. Gene Ontology annotation, cellular component: cytoplasm; phagophore assembly site. Gene Ontology annotation, molecular function: Atg8 activating enzyme activity; Atg12 activating enzyme activity. Bases 103 to 2220 code for a protein of 705 amino acids. Lineage: Eukaryota; Metazoa; Echinodermata; Asteroidea; Forcipulatida; Asteriidae.
GGGGACGAGCACUUGAAAGGUUUUAAAAUGGCUGCGCCCGUCUUGUUUUUCUUUUGAUCGUCCUCAGUUUUGGUUUUAGGAGUAAGCUAGAUAGGUGCCACAAUGGCAAACUCAGACGGCAAAGACAGUACACCCAAACAGCUGCAGUUUGCCCCGUUCAGUAGCGCCCUCGAUGUUGGAUUCUGGCACAGACUGACGAGGAAGAAGUUGGAGGUGUAUAAACUUGAUGAUACACCCAAGCAAAUCAAUGGAUAUUACUACAAUGGAGACCCAGAUGGACUUCCAUCAAGAACAAGUUUGGAUUUCAACUCAUUUGAUGAGCCAGCGGAAUGUCCUCCUCAUUGUUUCCCGUCUUGUGGCACCCUGCUCAACUUGAACACAAUAGAUGCGUUCAAGUCAUGCGACAAGAAGUCUGAGCUGGAGAGGGCAGCAGACUUGAUCUGGAGAGAUAUCACGUCUGGAGCAGCAAUCUCUGAUCCCUCACUGCUGUCUAGGUUUCUACUGUUGACUUAUGCGGACCUUAAGAAGUACCACUUUUUGUUCUGGUUUGCCUUCCCGGCGCUUUGCAGUCCAGAAAACGUUGUCAUCAAUCAGACUCGGCAUCUUAACCAAUGCUUCAAUGAACAACAGAUUCAGUCUUUGCAGGAGUCGUACGAUGCAGUUGUGGACAAUCACAAAGGGCUGGCAUUCUUCCUGGUGCAGAAGAAAGAUGAUCUCCUCACAGUGUUUCAACUCAGUGACUGGGACUUGCUCUCAGACAAGUCACAGGUGAUGCUUGGUUUUUGCGACCCAUGCACUCUGGAUCAGUACCCAGGAUGGCCGCUAAGAAACUUCUUGUGUUUGGCAGCAUACCACUGGGCUGAUGAGCUUCCAAGCCUCCAAGUGUUAUGUUUGAGAGAUAGGACUAGGGAGGGAGUCCGUAGCACAGAUCAUAGUCUGGUGUUAGACAUCCAGCUGCCGUCAAUCAAGUCUUUGUCCGAAUGUCCUAAAUGCGUUGGAUGGGAAAAGAACAAGAACAAGAUGGCGCCACGAAAAGUUGACCUCAGCGCCAGUAUGGACCCAACAAAACUGGCAGAGUCGUCAGUAGAUCUAAAUCUGAAGCUGAUGAGAUGGCGCUUGCUGCCCUCGCUUGAUCUGGAUAAGGUAGCCCAGACGAAGUGCCUUCUGCUGGGAUCCGGAACCCUCGGCUGCAAUGUGGCCAGAUGCCUCAUGGGUUGGGGUGUGCGGACCAUCACUUUGGUGGAUAACUCCAACGUGUCGUACUCGAACCCAGUCAGGCAGAGUCUCUUUGAGUUUGAAGACUCACUAGAGGGCGGCAAACCCAAGGCACAGACUGCUGCCAAUAGACUGAAGUUAAUCUUUCCUGGAGUGAAUGCAACAGGGCUCUCCUUAUCCAUUCCAAUGCCUGGACACGCAAUCGGCUCAUCAGAGGAGAUUCUUAAGCAAACCAAGGAAGAUGUAGCAAAGCUGGAGGAGUUGAUCGAUGCACAUGAUGUCGUGUUCCUCCUCAUGGACACCAGAGAAAGUCGCUGGUUACCAACUGUCAUUGGUGCAAGCAAAAGAAAGAUGGUCAUGAAUGCAGCGCUGGGCUUCGACACGUACAUGGUUGUCAGACACGGUCUCAAACCGCCAAAAGAUGGCUCUGAUGAGAAUGUUGCCGCUGGUGCAUCAGCAGCAUCCUCCGGUGGAGCAGACAGCGCACCAUCGCUUAACUGUAUUCCAGGAGAGAUGUUGGGUUGCUAUUUCUGCAAUGACGUGGUUGCCCCCGGGGAUUCGACCAAGGAUCGGACAUUGGACCAGCAGUGUACUGUCUCUAGACCAGGUCUGUCUAUGGUAGCAGCUGCACUGGUAGUAGAGCUAUUGGUCAGCUUAUUGCAACACCCACAAGGGGGUUAUGCAUCAGCAGACACCAGUGCAAAAGAUGAUCACCUGACUACAUCUCUAAUCUCUCCUCUGGGUCUAGUACCACACCAGAUUCGUGGAUUUCUCUCUCGCUACCAUAGCCUCCUUCCAUCCAGCUUCGCAUUUGACAUGUGUACAGCUUGCUCCUCCACUGUACUAAGACACUACGAGACAGAAGGAUUUGAAUUCCUGCUGCGUGCUUUCAACCAACCCCACUAUCUGGAGGACCUGACUGGACUGACUAAGCUACACUUAGAAACUGAGAAUUGUGACAUUCUAGAAUUUAGUGACAGUGAGAGCAUCACUUCCAUUAAUUGAACUGCUCAGACUAGCUUUGCUAUAGACCCCACUGCACAACAUGCAGCGCGCACACAGGCACGUCUCCUGUCUGCCAUUUUGGGGGUUAAAAUUUGCACAAAAGGACACUACACAUGUUUACGCGCCAAUCCACAUGUUAACCAUAGAUAUAGAAUUAAAAUAACUAGAUCGCACGUACAUACGCGCCAUUGCCUGUGAGCAAAAGUUUUUGUACGC